Molecule: messenger RNA, 3783 nt
Organism: Kluyveromyces lactis
Lineage: Eukaryota; Fungi; Ascomycota; Saccharomycetes; Saccharomycetales; Saccharomycetaceae
Product: myosin family protein
Exons: 1
Coding region: 1-3783 (1260 amino acids)
Biological process (GO): actin filament organization; endocytosis; vesicle transport along actin filament
Cellular component (GO): cell tip; cytoplasm; vesicle
Molecular function (GO): microfilament motor activity; ATP binding; actin filament binding
Source: RefSeq, a predicted model, not a curated record
AUGGCUCUUAUAAGGCGAGCAAAAAAUAAGGUUGCUCCUCAGAAGAGAGCUGAAACAACUAUCAAGAAGGCGACCUUCGAUGCUACUAAGAAGAAAGAAGUUGGUGUUUCUGAUUUGACCUUACUUUCAUCGAUUUCUGAUGAUGCAAUUAAUCAGAAUUUAAAGAAACGGUUCGAGAACGGUACCAUUUAUACUUACAUUGGUCAUGUCUUGAUCAGUGUUAAUCCAUUCCGGGACUUAGGUAUCUAUACAGAUGCUGUGUUGGAAUCGUAUAAGGGGAAGAACAGAUUGGAAGUGCCACCUCAUGUAUUUGCCAUUGCAGAAGCUAUGUAUUAUAAUUUGAAGGCUUAUAACGAGAAUCAAUGUGUUAUUAUUUCUGGUGAAUCCGGAGCAGGUAAGACUGAAGCUGCCAAGAGAAUAAUGCAGUACAUUGCUGCAGCUAGUUCGACACAUGAAGCAUCGAUUGGCAAGAUCAAGGAUAUGGUGUUGGCUACCAACCCACUUUUAGAAUCUUUCGGGUGCGCUAAGACACUAAGAAAUAAUAACUCAUCGAGACAUGGUAAGUACUUAGAAAUCAGGUUCAAUGAGCAAUUCGAGCCAUGUGCUGGUCAGAUCACUAACUAUUUGCUUGAGAAGCAAAGAGUUGUCGGCCAGAUCAGAAACGAAAGAAAUUUCCAUAUCUUUUACCAGUUCACGAAGGGUGCUAGUGAUACUUACAGACAGAAUUUCGGUGUUUUGCAACCGGAUCAAUACAUUUACACUUCUGCAUCCGGAUGUACAUCCGUUGAUACUAUUGACGACUUGCAUGAUUAUCAAGAGACCAUUAAAGCUAUGCAAGUCAUUGGGUUAUCCCAAGAAGAACAAGACCAAAUUUUCAGAAUGCUUUCCGCUAUUUUGUGGAUCGGUAACGUAACGUUUGUUGAAAACAAUGAAGGUAAUGCUGAAGUGAGAGACACUUCUGUGACAGAUUUCGUUGCAUACUUGAUGCAAGUGGAUUCUGGGCUACUGAUCAAAUGUUUGGUGGAAAGAGUUAUGGAAACCGGACACGGUUCAAGAAGAGGGUCAGUGUACCAUGUCCCAUUGAAUGUGGUUCAAGCUACUGCCGUGAGGGAUGCUUUGGCUAAGGCUAUUUACAAUAAUCUUUUCGAUUGGAUCGUUGAUCGUGUUAACGUUUCAUUGAAAGCUUUCCCAGGAGCCGUUAAAUCGAUCGGUAUUCUUGAUAUUUAUGGGUUCGAAAUCUUCGAGCACAACUCUUUUGAACAGAUUUGUAUCAACUACGUUAACGAAAAGUUACAACAAAUCUUUAUUCAGUUAACUUUGAAAUCUGAACAAGAAGAAUAUAAUAAAGAACAAAUUCAAUGGACUCCAAUCAAAUAUUUCGAUAAUAAGGUUGUUUGUGAUUUGAUCGAAUCUAAGAGACCUCCUGGUAUAUUCGCUACGUUGGAUGACUCCGUUGCUACUGCACAUGCAGAUUCAAAUGCUGCUGACCAAGCAUUUGCUCAACGUUUGAAUUUGUUUUCCACAAACGCUCAUUUCGAUCUAAGAUCCUCAAAGUUUGUUAUCAAGCAUUAUGCUGGUGAUGUCACGUAUGAUAUUUCUGGUAUGACAGAUAAAAAUAAGGACCAAUUAGUAAAGGAUCUAGCAGAAUUGGUUCAAACUACCACCAAUCCAUUCUUGUCAACAAUUUUCCCGGACACCAUUGACAAAUCUUCUAAGAGAAGACCUCCUACAGCGGGUAAUAAAAUUAUCAAGAGUGCUAAUGAGUUGGUCGAGACCUUGUCAAAAGCUCAACCUUCCUAUAUCAGAACAAUCAAGCCAAAUCAAACUAAAUCCCCUAGAGAUUACGAUGAUCAACAAGUGUUACAUCAAGUUAAGUAUUUGGGUUUGCAAGAGAAUGUUAGAAUUAGAAGAGCAGGUUUCGCUUAUAGACAAACUUUCGAAAAGUUUGUGGAAAGAUUCUACCUACUAUCCCCUAAGUGUUCUUACGCAGGUGAUUACACAUGGCAAGGUGAUACAUUGGGUGCUGUGAAACAAAUUCUACAAGAUGCGUCCAUUCCAACUACUGAAUAUCAAUUGGGUGUUACCAAGGUUUUCAUCAAAACACCAGAAACAUUGUUCGCUUUAGAACAUAUGAGAGAUAGAUACUGGUACAACAUGGCAGCCAGAAUUCAACGUGCUUGGAGAAGAUUCAUUCAAAGAAGAAUUGAUUCUGCUAUCAAAAUUCAACGUGCAAUUAGAGAGAAGAAGGGUGGUAAUCAGUAUGAACAACUUCGUGAUUAUGGUCACAGAUUAUUGGGUGGUAGAAAAGAAAGAAGAGCAAUGUCUCUACUCGGAUAUAGAGCAUUUAUGGGGGAUUACUUGUCCUGUAACGAAAUGAAAUCUAAGGGUGCUUUCAUCAAGAGACAGGCAGGAAUCUCUGAAAUCGUGGUCUUCUCCAUCAAAGGUGAAGCACUUCAUUCAAAAUUCGGUAGAUCUGCUGUUCGUUUACCAAUCACUAUCAUUUUAACCCCGACGACAUUGUACAUCGUUGGUCAGACGGUGGCACAAAAUCAAGUCUCUUAUACCGUUGACAGAAAGGUCAAUAUUUCACACAUUAAGCAUGUUUCUUUGACUAAUUUGGCUGAUGAUUGGGUUGGUAUCUAUGUUCAAGGCGAAAAUCUACCUGAUCCAUUCAUUAACACUAUAUUCAAGACUGAAUUGAUUACUCAUUUAAAGCAAUUAAAUCGUGCGAUUGAAGUCAAAAUAGGGCCCACCAUUGAAUAUCAAAAGAAACCUGGCAAGCUGCAUACUGUUAAGUGUCAGAUUAGUGAAAGCGCGCCAAAGUAUAGCGAUAUUUACAAAUCAAGUACGAUCUCUGUACGCCAAGGACGUCCAGCUAACUCCCGCCAAGCACCUAAACCAGAAAAGAAGAGUACUUUGUUAAGUGAUGGCCCAUCUUAUAAUUCUAACCAAAGCAAAGGUUACGGUCAGCAACAACAUGCUCAGCCUUCAUAUGGUCAACAGCAGCAGCAACAGCAACGCUACGCACCUCAAAGUCAUGCCACGCCACAAACAACGCAAAAGAAGAGGGCACCACCUCCACCUGGCCAGCAGAACUUUGCUGCAAGUGCUGCUCAAACUGCCUAUCAUCCUCAGCAAGCUUCUCAUGCUCGUGUUCCUUCCACCAACAAUGCACACACACAACAUAACCGCCAACCUGCUCAACAAGCAGCCCAACCUGUACAACAAGCGGCUCAGCCUGCAGCCACCACUUCACAACCAACUAGAAGAGUUGCACCACCUCCACCACCCCCACCACCAACAAAGCAAAAUAUUCCAAAAUUCCAAGCUGCAUACGACUUCACUGGAACUGGUUCUGCUAGCGAACUACCAUUAAGUAAAGGUACAGUCAUUACUGUCUCUAAGCAAGAUCCUAGUGGAUGGUCCUUGGGUAAGCUAUUAGAUGGCUCCAAGGAAGGAUGGGUCCCAACCAACUAUAUUGUGGAGUAUAAAGAAUCAAGUGGUCCACCUCCACCACCCGCUCCACCGGUGGCUUCUUCUACAACAGGUUACGCCAACAGCAAUAACAACGCUUUUGCAGCUAAUGACAAUGUUGCUGCAGUCGCUGGAGCCGCUGCCGGAGCCACUGCCGGAGCUGCUGUUGCUGCAGCGUCGCUGGCAAACCCUGGUCAAAAUGCCUUUAGCGUUGGUCUUGCUGACGCUUUGGCCGCGAGAGCUAACACCAUGCGUCUAGAGAGUGACGAUGAAAGUACUGGCAAUGCUGAUGAGGAUGACGAUUGGUGA